Molecule: messenger RNA, 2103 nt
Organism: Pectinophora gossypiella (pink bollworm)
Lineage: Eukaryota; Metazoa; Arthropoda; Insecta; Lepidoptera; Gelechiidae
Product: retinaldehyde-binding protein 1-like
Exons: 6
Coding region: 194-1228 (344 amino acids)
Cellular component (GO): membrane
Molecular function (GO): phosphatidylinositol bisphosphate binding
Source: RefSeq, a predicted model, not a curated record
GUGUUGCUCCGACACUCACCGCAGUGGGGUCUAUCCAUCGCCCACACGUACUCUAUUAGUUUUAAACUCUUUAGUGUCAAAAUAAGUGUUAAUUUCAACGGAUCUCUUCUCAAACGGAACAUUUAGUGGGAUAAUUCGAUUCUUCGCUCCUGUUUGGAAUACUUUCGCCUUUGUUUUUGCCAGCUAAUCCAAUAUGGCGACGUCAGUCCUCCAACCCGAAGAAUGCCGUCAGCACGAGCCCAAACCCGACAUCUCCGAGUCCCCCCGACUGACUGACGAUGAGCGGGUCCAGAUCCUAGAGGCCAAGGAGCGCGAGACAGGGGAUCUGCCCCAAGAAUUAAGGGAGAAAGCUCGCUUGGAGCUGAGAGAGGAACCUGCGCUAAGGGAACAGGCGCUGGCACAGAUGAGGCACUUCAUUGAGAAGCAUCCUGCUAUCCGGAAGUGUAGGACUGACUCACCGUUCCUCCUCCGCUUCCUCCGCACGAAGAAGUACUCCAUCCCUCAAGCAUGCUCCAUGCUGGAGCGAUACCUCACCAUCCGUCAGAUGUACCCUAACUGGUUCCAGAAGUUAGACCCUUUGGACCCUAAGAUCGCGGCCGUUAUCGACGCCGGGUAUUUGGUGCCCCUGCCGAAGAGAGACGCUGAGGGGAGGCGAGUGGUUUUGUCUCGUAUGGGCCGCUUCGACCCGCACGUGUACGACAGCAACGUAAUGGCGCGCGUUCACUCCAUGAUAGUGGAGCUGCUUCUGGAUGAGCCCCGCUCGCAACUGCUCGGGUACUCCCACGUCAACGACGAGGCUGGCAUGCAGAUGCCACACGUCAGCCUCUGGUCGCUCAACGACGUGCGGAUCAUGCUCAAUUGUAUACAGAACUCUACCCCAAUGCGUCACAAGCGUACACACUUCGUAAAUAUUCCUAGUUACGGCAUAAAAUUCUUCGAGUUUGCCGUGUCACUGCUUAGCGAUAAACUUAAAGAUCGUGUAAUGUUCCAUCGUACUUCUGACGAGUUGAUGAAACAUGUAGAUCCAGCGAUUUUACCCAAAGAAUAUGGCGGCACGGUUCCUUUGAGGGAUAUGAUUGAGGAAUUAAAGAGAAAUCUACUUAAACGUCGCGAAGAUUUGCUGGCUCUGGAUGACAUGUGGGUAGAUUUACAUGCUCUCGAGAAAAAUGACAUAAACCAAGACUUGCAUUCAACUGCUGGAUCUUUCAGAAAACUGGAAUUAGACUAAAUUAUUAUAAAAAUAAAAUAAAAAUAUGCUGUAAUGACAAUAUUUUGGAGCCACUAAUUAUUUUGAUAAAAAGACAUGCGCGUGGUUGGAGGUGAUUUGUAGAUCUACAGUAGGUAGGGCGAUAUUGCUAAAGCGUGUAUUUUGAUGGAAAAAUGUAAUUUUAGAAUAAGAAUUGUUACAAUUUAACAACAUAUUGUAUAUUAUUGUUAUCAAGAAAUAGGGAAAUAGUUGAAGUGAGAUCAUAGAUAAAACAUUCCCAAUUAAAAUGUGAUGGUUUGUUUAGAUACCUAAUGGUUUAUAACAUUUAAGAUUUACACAUUUAUAAUAGGCCCAGAUCUCAAACUUGCGUCAUUUUAUUUAAGCAAAAAGAUUGACUUCGGAAAUACUCAUUAUUGCGAUGAAAAAAGGUGCUUUGUGUAAAAAUCUCUGUUACUGUCCCUUUUAUUUGUAAACUAGUUAGCUAGUGGCAGCCGUUGGUGGUGUCACGUUACCAUUCUGCUUCGAUUUGUCAUUGUUUUUUGACAUUAUAAGUCAGCGUUUUUGACAUGUCUAAAAUAUUUUAAUCUAAGAAAUGUUUUAGAUUUAAUAUCAUGUAGUAUGACACGUCCGUGACAUGACAACCUGACUGCUGCUUUUUAAUUAUAAGUCCUUUUGCGCACUAAUAAGAAUAAAAUAGUAUUGUACUUUUAUAUUAAUGGCUUUUUACUUAUUUGAAAAUAAGUGCAAUUAAAUUAUGUUACAGCUAAUCAGAAUCACAGGGAUAAUUAUGUCAACGUAAUUUCUGUAAAGAACUUUAUUGAUUUUGUUUCUAAAUUGUUAAAAGGUAUAAUAUAAAUAUUUUUGUAAGGCUUAUAAAAUAAACUAUAUUAAUGAUG